GCCCUCUGCAAACCUUGCCAGGCUGGAACCGGCAGAUUUCCUCUCACCCUGAUGCCUGUGUAGCUGGUGCUUGUGUUUUAGACUCACAGGUGAACUGAAUCUAAAUCCCUCGAAUCCUCUGAGCACAAGGCCAUGGCGCAGAAGAGCCUCCUGGGCAACGGUGUGAGCUUCCCCUACAAGGACCUGGUGUCCGAGGUGGCCAGACGCAGGUUCACCAUGACCACCAGAGAAGAGAUGCUUACCAAGGAAGGUGAGGAAGCCCUGAUGAGGAAGCCAAAGGGUUUGGAUCAAGUCCCUUUCCCUGACAUGGCCGACCCCCCAUUCCCCCCAGCCCCACCUCCCUCUCCAGCUGAGGACCCCGAAGUCUCCUAG
Molecule: messenger RNA, 372 nt
Organism: Myotis daubentonii (Daubenton's bat)
Lineage: Eukaryota; Metazoa; Chordata; Mammalia; Chiroptera; Vespertilionidae
Gene: MYOCOS
Product: myocilin opposite strand
Source: RefSeq, a predicted model, not a curated record